AUGGGUCAGGGAGGAUGGGGGCCGUUCAAGGGCCUCUUGGGUCUGCCGUCUGGGAGUAUCUCACAGGCAGGUGGUGGGCAGAUCUCGCCAGGGGCGGUACCACCGCCGACCAGUGUGUACACGAGAGAGACAGACAUGCGUGCUGGUUGUAUCGCUCUCGACGAGUGGCGGCGGGGGGCGGCUGUGACUUGGCAGGCCGAAGCCAUCGAACCAUGCCUGGUCGCAGCCAUUGCCCAAUCCCAUGACACUGGCCAGGAGGGGGCCUCAUGGGUUGACGACGAUGCCCGCAAGUCGAGCAACAAGGGCUUCGAGCUGAGACAUCAGAGGCUCGCUGUACUUGUGCGGGUACUUGUACCCAGAGCGUCUCUGGCGACAUGUCUUCUGAAGACUCAGCAUGAUAUGACGACGAGGGAACAAGGCCAGCCGACGGCGAGAGAGAAAAGGGAGACGAGGAGAGUGCGGCCCGCCAAGGGCUUGGGCGGCCCGAGGCAGCAUCUGAGAGGCCAGAAGGAGGUGCAUGACGAUGCGGCAGGCGAGCGUGUAUACAGCGGCAACAAACGAGGCAUCGACUGA
This is a messenger RNA of Trichoderma citrinoviride, 573 nucleotides long. RefSeq lists its product as hypothetical. Bases 1 to 573 code for a protein of 190 amino acids. The transcript is spliced from 6 exons. The record is from RefSeq and is a predicted model, not a curated record. NCBI's taxonomy places the organism in Eukaryota, Fungi, Ascomycota, Sordariomycetes, Hypocreales, Hypocreaceae.